This is a messenger RNA of Sphaerulina musiva SO2202, 2228 nucleotides long. Its product is annotated as DUF55-domain-containing protein. Gene Ontology annotation, cellular component: nucleus; chromatin. The coding region runs from base 32 to 1810 and encodes 592 amino acids. The record is from RefSeq and is a predicted model, not a curated record. The transcript has 2 exons. Gene Ontology annotation, biological process: regulation of DNA-templated transcription. NCBI's taxonomy places the organism in Eukaryota, Fungi, Ascomycota, Dothideomycetes, Mycosphaerellales, Mycosphaerellaceae. Gene Ontology annotation, molecular function: DNA binding.
GCAGAACGUCAACAACGGCAUCAUCUUCUUCAUGCCGCCCAUGACAUUCGCCGUCGACGUUGACGCCGACGCAAUGGUGAACUCUCCAGCAGCAGAGUCCACGCGCGCACCUGUUCAAGAUGCGCCUGGGCCAGUCGCGACCAAGAAAAGCAAACAAACAGAGACCACUGCUGCUACAAGUCGUUCAAACCGCGUCGCUGCACAGACCGACUUGAGUUUUCCGGAUACCGCACCAGAACAACGCGCCAAGAACACGACUGCCCCUGCAGAUGUCAAGUCCAAUGGCACCAAGUCUGCUGUUUCCAUCGCUCCAGUCGCACCUCCGAAGAAGAGAGGACGCCCACCCAAGUCCGCCGCCCCGACUGCGGCGCCUGGACCUGAUCAACCGGGUGAAGGCACUCCUGUCCCUGCCAAGCGGGGACGGGGACGUCCACGAAAAGACGCCAACGCCACGCCUACCGCGACCAAAGUGGCUCCUGUUACUGCACCAGCCUCUGCUGGGGUUGUCAAGCGGGGCCGAGGACGUCCACGCAAAGAUGCGAAUGCCUCGCCUGCCGCUGCCAAAGUGGCUCCUGUUGCUGGGGCUGUCAAGCGGGGCCGCGGACGUCCACGAAAAGACGCCACCGCCACGCCUGCCGCUACCAAAGUGGCUCCUGUUACUGCACCAGCCCCAUCUGCUGUCACUGCCAAGCGGGGCCGGGGACGUCCACGAAAAGAUGCGAAUGCCGUACCUGCCCCUGUGAAGGUGGCACCCAAGGUUACUGCCACAGGCAAAAAGCGCGGUCGCCCAGCCAAGGAGCCUCCCCGCGAAGAUCAACCUCCCAAGAAGCGUGGCCGACCAUCACGCGCCAGUGCCCUCGCUGAUGCCGUGCCACCCGAGGGCGAGCAGCCACCGAGGAAGCGCGGUCUGCCUCCGUAUGGCGGUGAAACUACGAAGAAUGACGCCGAAGACGAAAUCGCUGCGGAGCAGCUUGAAGAAGAACUGAUGGACGAAGCUAACGACGUGGCUGUACCUGCGACUGAGCCCGCCAAGCGUGGUCGAGGUCGUCCGCCAGGCAAAGGAAAGCAAGCUGGUGCCGCUGUUGUCGCCGACGCCACGUCUACCUCGGACCAACAAUUCUGGCUCAUGAAAGCUGAGCAGGAAGGACACGAUGAGAUUCUUGCAAAUGGAGACGUCUACAACACCAAGUUCACGAUCGAUGACUUGCGAGCCAAGACAUCUCCGGAGCCAUGGGAUGGCGUGCGGAAUCCCACAGCGGCGAAAAACAUGCGCGCAAUGCGGACUAACGAUCUGGCCUUCUUUUACGCGAGCGGUGGAAAACCAGGUAUUGUUGGCAUCAUGGAGAUUGUGGGUGAAGCUCAGCCGGAUCCCACUGCUUCGGACAAGAAUUCUUACGGCUACGUCGCGAACGAAGCACAACGCAGCAAGUGGUGUGUGGUGCAUGUCGAGUUCCGAAUGAAAUUCAAGAAGCCCAUCACACGAACUCAACUCGUUGCAGCCCGAGAUGCCGGACCUUUAGCCAACCUUCAGGAAUUCACGGCAGCGCGCUUGAGUGUCUCGAAGGUGUCCAAGGACGAGUGGGAUUACAUCAAUAGCCUCGUCGAAGGCUCCGAUGACGAUGAAGCUGAGAACGGUGAGAAAGGACAGGAUGAGCAGAUGAAGACCAGAACCAACGGCAGUAGCGAGGCGGUGGGCGAGGAGCCCAAGACAGAAUCACCAAGUCUGUCAGUAGGGCUCCUGGCAGAAGAUGGCACACCCACCACGGAUGCCAUCGUUUCGACGGUCGAUGAUCUUCCGACAUCGGUAUGAGCUGCUAUGUCGUCGAGACCGACCUCUGGCGGACGUGGGACUGGCUCGGUUUCUUGAGGUCUUGCCCCCUAGGCCUCUCCCGGUGAUGGUAUUCGUAGCAAGAUACCACAGCCAGCAAUCGGAAGUGCGCAGGUAGCUACUCAACCAUCAUCCGGCGGCCUAUAUAGUCGACAGGGCAUGUCGCAGAAGGAUCGACAUACCUCCUACUUUGCUGUCUGACUGUCCAGUUUUAGUUUUUUCUUUUCGUCCUUUUACGAAUCCAUGGGAGGGGAGCAUGGACACGAUCAGCGACCAACGAGAUGGAUGGUUCUAUUAUACCCUGGUAGCUAGCUAGCUAGCUAACUACAUAUCCCUACCUGAGCUUGGGGGGUUUCUGCUCUGCUUUGCUCUGCUCUGCUCGUCUGCAGGCAAAGAAAUC